Melanotaenia boesemani (Boeseman's rainbowfish) is the source of this 4144-nucleotide messenger RNA. It is a transcript of the gene herc4, whose product is annotated as HECT and RLD domain containing E3 ubiquitin protein ligase 4. The transcript has 24 exons. Bases 242 to 3385 code for a protein of 1047 amino acids. Gene Ontology annotation, molecular function: ubiquitin-protein transferase activity. The record is from RefSeq and is a predicted model, not a curated record. Lineage: Eukaryota; Metazoa; Chordata; Actinopteri; Atheriniformes; Melanotaeniidae.
ACGGCACCAUAUAGCAGUUGUUAACUGAGUUUUUGAGGUGGAAGAAAUGAGUAGCAUUUACUACAACAACAAGCUAACAUUUGGCUUUUGCCUUUAAAUGCCGAAAAUGUGCUGGUGUAUGCAUGUUUAACAACUGGGCGGGUCACCGAGCAAAAACACUGGAAGCCGGGAACAUUGUUUAGGCUUGGGUCGUUUGAGGCGGGGUUCCUGCUAGUGUGGAUAGUCAGAGGUGAGCGUGACCAUGCUGUGCUGGGGAAAUGCUUCCUAUGGACAGCUAGGCUUGGGUGGAAUUGAUGAAGAGAUUGUGGUUGAACCGCGAAAAUGUGAAUUUUUUCAUGGAAAGCAAGUGGCAGAUGUGGGCUGUGGCCGCAGACACACAGCUUUCUUAUUGGAGGAUGGAACUGUGUACACCUGUGGCUGCAAUGACUUGGGGCAGCUGGGACAUGAGAAGUCCAGAAAGAAACCAGAACAGGUAGUAGCCUUGGAUGCGCAGAUCAUUGUGGCGGUGUCAUGUGGAGAGUCCCAUACACUUGCUCUGAAUGACAAAGGGCAGGUUUUCUCCUGGGGUCUCGGUUCAGACGGACAACUGGGCUUAAAUAAUUUUGAAGAAUGUAUUCGCGUGCCUAGAAACAUCAAAAGUUUGUCAGAUGUACAGAUUGCUCAGGUAGCCUGUGGAUAUUGGCACUCUCUUGCACUUUCAAGAGGUGGCCAAGUCUUCUCCUGGGGCCAGAAUCGAUAUGGUCAACUCGGCCUGGGGAAAAAAGGACAGACCAUUUCCACGCCUCAGAUCAUUCAGUCUCUGCAGGGGAUUCCUUUUGGCCAGAUCUCAGCAGGUGGAUCUCACAGCUUUUCCCUCACACUGUCAGGAGCGGUUUUUGGGUGGGGCUGCAACAAGUUCGGCCAGCUGGGUCUCAAUGACUGCAACGAUCGGUGUUUCCCAACCCUCCUGAAGUCUCUGAGAUCGCAAAGAGUGAUUUACAUCUCCUGUGGAGAGGAUCACACGGCAGCACUUACUAAGGAAGGGGGUGUGUUUACAUUUGGAGCGGGAGGAUACGGACAGCUUGGUCAUAACUGCACAAACCAUGAAAUCAACCCAAGGAAAGUCUUUGAGCUUAUGGGAAAUGUAGUCACACAGAUUGCAUGCGGAAGGCAACACACAUUGGCUUUCACACCCUCUUCUGAGAAGAUGGACUCAUUUGGGCUUGGAGGUAAUGGGCAGCUUGGUACACGCUCCACAUGCAACAGAAAAAGCCCCGCACCUGUUAAAGGCCCUUGGGGAGUUUCCAGUGAUCCCACAGACAUGGAACUGGAUCAGAGCUGUUUUGUCAAGAGGAUUUAUGCUGGAGGAGAUCAAAGCUUUGCUCACUAUUGCACUGCCAAUAACCAUAAGAACACACAUGAUGAGAAGAUACGAAAUCUCCAAAGAAAGAUUUGCGGCUUAAAUGAGGAUAUCAUACAAAACUGGUUGAGCCACUCACACGGAAGACUACCACCAGAAAUCUCCAAUGAGAUUGACCUCAUAUUCUCCUCAGCAAGCUGCCUCAAUGGGUCUUUCCUGUCGACAAGUCACCCAGAUCACUACAGUACCAGCAGCAAAUGUUCAGGGGUGGAUAUGAACAUGGCUCGCAUACUGUUUCACAGAGUAGUGCAGCAAGAUCACCCCGAGAUCGCUCAGCAGGUUGCUGCCAGUCUGGAGAAGAACCUGAUUCCCAGGUUAAACAACUCUCCUCCAGACAUUGAAGCACUGAGACUCUACCUCACUCUUCCAGAAUGCCCUCUCUUCAUUGACAGAAGCAAUUAUGUGACCAUCACUAUCCCGUUUGCCAAAUGCAUCAUCAGCCUGAAAGAGGCUCCACUAAAAGUGCUGGGCAACUGGUGGUCCACAUUUGAGCCCCCACUCUUCCAGCGGUUGGUCGAUUUGUACAAGGAGGUGGUGGUGUAUCUGCUCCAGAUGCAGAAGAUGGGCAUUCCAGCGGCAGAGCAGAGAAUUUUCAGCUGCUUCUUGGACACAUCCCUCAGAUUCCUGGAAAUCCUGCACAAGGUGAACGAGAGAGCAGGACACAUCAUUCAGUACGAUAAAUUCUACAUUCAAGAGCUGGAUGACCUGGUAGACAUCAGAAAUGACUAUGUCACCUGGAUUCAGAAGCAGAUGUACCCACUGGGUCAUGAUGGUGUUGUGACUUUGUGCAAGUAUCCAUUUGUAUUUGAUGCCCAAGCAAAAACCACACUGCUUCAAACGGAUGCUGUCAUACAGAUGCAGAUGGCAGUGGAUCAAGCUCAAAUGCAAAACUUCAGCUCCAUGUUCCUGCCUGCAGUGGAAUCUGUCAACCCAUGUCUUAUCCUCAUUGUGCGGAGGGAAAAUAUUGUCGGAGACACCAUGGAAGUCCUUAGGAAAUCCAAGAAUGUCGACUACAAGAAACCACUCAAGGUGAUCUUUGUGGGAGAAGAGGCAGUUGAUGCAGGAGGUGUGAGAAAGGAGUUCUUCCUCCUGAUCAUGAAAGAGCUGCUGGAUCCAAAGUAUGGCAUGUUUCGUUACCACGAGGAAUCCAGGCUCAUCUGGUUUUCAAACAAGACAUUUGAGGACAUUGACUUGUUCAACCUCAUUGGAGUCAUCUGUGGUCUGGCCAUCUACAAUAUUACCAUAGUGGAGCUCAACUUCCCUUUGGCUCUUUACAAAAAGCUUCUGAAGAGGAAGCCAACGUUAGAUGACCUAAAAGAGUUAAUGCCCGAUGUGGGAAGGAGUCUGCAGCACUUACUUGACUAUACAGAAGACGACAUUGAGGAAACCUUCUGCUUGAACUUCACGGUCACAGAGGAAAACUACGGUGCCACUGAGGUCUUGGAACUAGUGCCAAACGGUGAAAAUAUCAAUGUCAAUAAAACAAACAGGCAAGAGUUCGUCAUUGCCUAUGUAGACUACAUUUUCAACUCAUCAAUAGCUCCGCUGUUCGAGUGCUUCUACGCAGGCUUCCACAAAGUGUGCGGUGGAAAGGUUUUGGAGCUGUUCCAGCCAAGCGAACUACAAGCCAUGGUCAUUGGCAACACCAACUAUGACUGGAUGGAGCUUGAAAAGGGUACCGAGUACAAAGGUGAAUACUGGGCUGACCAUCCGACCAUCAGGCUCUUCUGGGAGGUGUUCCACGAUCUUCCAUUAGAGAAGAAAAAACUGUUUCUCUUGUUCCUCACAGGAAGCGACCGCAUACCAAUCUUGGGCAUGAAAAGCCUGAAACUGGUGAUCCAGCCUACUGGUGGAGGGGAAUACUACUUACCUGUGGCCCACACCUGCUUCAACCUUCUGGAUCUUCCCAAGUACACAAACAUAGAAACGCUCCGUGAGAAGCUUUUACAAGCAAUAGAACACAAUCAGGGCUUUAAUCUUGCUUGAUAUCAGAGGGAAAUGUCCCUCGUCUAGACUUUCGAUGGCAAACAUUCCCAAAACUUUUGUUUUUCAGACUUUUUAAUCAGUUCAGCUUUUAUGACAGGACACUUGGUUGUUCAAAGGAAUCCAUACGACACCAUGAAUGAUUACUUUGGAGUAUUACAUUAAAGUUUACUUUGAUUUUCCAACUUUUUCUUUGCCAUCACAAUUUGAUGCCCUACAACGAGCUGAUUCCCAUUUUAUAUUGCUCAUGUAGAUAUGCUUUUAUCCAUGUUUGGACAUGACAAGUGUGAUAAACCAGACUACUGGUAUAUACAGAACAGGGAUUGUAUACAACAGCAUAACUCUUGCAAGAUACAAUGACGUGCAGCAGCAUUACCUAUUCAAAGCUUAAAACGUGAUGCAAUGCUGAGAUGUUUGUUGGUUGAAAAUUUUAAGAACGUCCUUGUGAGACCCUGGAGUCGCAGAAACAACUCAAGUCUCAUAGUUUCAAGAAAAAUUAAACAUAUUAAGCUGCUCUCUGGUACAUGUAUCUGCAUGGCAACUGCAGUCACUAUUUUACAAGAGUUAUGCCCCACCCAUGUAGAUUAAAUGUUUGAAUCUAAACAGUGUAAACAAACUCUUAAUGUUUCCAGUAAGCACUGUUGUAACAUUUGAUUGAAAGCCGUGUGAAGCAUUAGCUUUGGAUGCAGUUCAUUUUCUUGGCCAUGUGCUUUAAACAAUCCACAAAUAAAAUAAAAAUACAGCCACUAAAAUAAAUAAAAC